Neofelis nebulosa (Clouded leopard) is the source of this 1278-nucleotide messenger RNA. It is a transcript of the gene LZIC, whose product is annotated as leucine zipper and CTNNBIP1 domain containing. Gene Ontology annotation, cellular component: cytosol; nucleus; beta-catenin destruction complex. Gene Ontology annotation, biological process: negative regulation of Wnt signaling pathway. NCBI's taxonomy places the organism in Eukaryota, Metazoa, Chordata, Mammalia, Carnivora, Felidae. Gene Ontology annotation, molecular function: beta-catenin binding. The transcript is spliced from 7 exons. The record is from RefSeq and is a predicted model, not a curated record. Bases 361 to 933 code for a protein of 190 amino acids.
AGAAAACGGGUUCCCUCCCUCCCUUGCCCCGCUCUCCUCCUCCCCCGCUCUCCUCCUCCCCCUGGUGUCUUCCUGAAACGGGAAGGAUGUGUUUCGAGCGCAGGCUGCUCAAGUGGAAGUUACCUGGACUGCUUUAGGCCAAGUUUAUGUGUCAAGUAAAUGAAACUACUUGAUGGUUUCCUAUUCCUCAGCCGACUCCACCUCCAAGCGGUUUGAACUUUGAGCUUCUUGUAGCCCUGAUGAACAAUUUGGCUUUCGUCAAGUUUGUGACACUUGGAACUUCAACAGUUGGAGGUUUAUGCACUUUGGGACCGGGCCACACUGUGCGGAGUUCAAAGUCCUAGGAGGCCAGAGAUCAAAAUGGCUUCCAGAGGAAAGACAGAGACAAGCAAAUUAAAGCAGAAUUUAGAAGAACAGUUGGAUAGACUAAUGCAGCAAUUACAAGAUCUGGAGGAAUGCAGAGAGGAACUUGAUACAGAUGAAUAUGAAGAAACCAAAAAGGAAACUCUGGAGCAACUAAGUGAAUUUAAUGAUUCACUGAAGAAAAUCAUGUCUGGAAAUAUGACUUUGGUAGAUGAGCUCAGUGGAAUGCAACUGGCUAUCCAGGCAGCUAUCAGCCAGGCCUUUAAAACCCCAGAGGUCAUCAGAUUAUUUGCAAAGAAACAACCAGGUCAACUUCGGACAAGGUUAGCGGAGAUGGAUAGAGAUCUCAUGGUAGGAAAGCUGGGAAGAGGCCUGUACACUCAACAGAAAGUGGAGAUACUAACAGCUCUCAGGAAACUUGGAGAGAAGCUGACCGCAGAUGAUGAGACCUUCUUGUCAGCAAAUGCAGGUGCUAUACUCAGCCAGUUUGAGAAAGUGUCUACAGACCUCGGCUCUGGAGACAAAGUUCUUGCAUUGGCAAGUUUUGAGGUUGAAAAAACAAAAAAAUGACAUGGUGUGGAAGCUUGGGACAUUGAUCACAUUCUUGCUGUAAAUGGCAUUUGUCUCAUAGGGAUUUUGAAUCAUUGCAAAGAAAUCAAGAGAUUCUUGAAAUACAUUGAUAACCUGAGAAAUGGUGAUGGAAAACAUACUUGUGGCUUCUGGUUAUACCCUUCCUCGUUGUGCUUCAGGGCUACUUGCCUGAGUGAUCCUAGAUGGGUGGGAUGAGGAACCCAUUGGGCCUUAUUCAUCAUGUCUUGUGUGUUUGAGAGAAGGAACAGAAAACAGUCUCUCUGCCUGUUUUUAUUAAGCCUCCUUGUUUUAAGUGCUGAUAGUAAAUGAAAAGAUGUGAACUAA